Cadophora gregata is the source of this 1101-nucleotide messenger RNA. RefSeq names its product proteasome core particle subunit beta 3 (gene PUP3). Gene Ontology annotation, biological process: proteasome-mediated ubiquitin-dependent protein catabolic process. The record is from RefSeq and is a predicted model, not a curated record. Gene Ontology annotation, cellular component: proteasome core complex; proteasome core complex, beta-subunit complex. Bases 268 to 885 code for a protein of 205 amino acids. Lineage: Eukaryota; Fungi; Ascomycota; Leotiomycetes; Helotiales; Ploettnerulaceae. The transcript has 4 exons.
GCGGGGUUGUAUGUGAGAAGGUCAAGAUUAGGAGCUCGCAUGCAUCUGGUGCCUGGAUGCGGCAGAACUUCGGAACAUUAUUGUUCCAGCUGUUGAAGCUCGACAGACGCGCAGCCGUGUCUACCUGCCCUUGUCAAUCAAUCAACGUCCACAUUCAAACCGCCAGCCUCACUUUCUCCUCAACUCAACCACGAAGCUUUCACAACACACAAGAGAGCUGUCUAAUACUGCUACACCUGAAGAUACCCUUGAUAGAAAUCACUGAAAAUGAGCUCCCCCUUCUCCAUCAAUGGCGGCGCCUGCGUAGCAAUGGUUGGCAAGGACUGCGUAGCCAUCGCAUGCGAUCUCCGACUCGGUCUCCAAGCUCUCACCAUCUCCAACAACUUCCCCAAGAUCUUCUCCUACGGUGACGUCUACCUUGGUCUCACCGGUCUCGCCACCGACGUCUCUACAGUCUCCGACCUCCUCCGCUACAAAGUUAACAUGUACCGUCUCCGCGAGGAGCGCAACAUCUCGCCAUCGACUAUGGCAAACCUGGUGUCCAGCAGCCUGUACGAGAAGCGUUUUGGUCCGUACUUUAUUGCUCCGAUUUUGGCGGGGAUCGAUCAGAAGAGUGGGAAGCCGUUUAUUUGUGGGUUCGAUAGUAUUGGGUGCAUUGAUUUCGCGAAGGACUUUAUUGUUUGUGGGACGGCGAAUGAUCAGUUGUUUGGUACUUGUGAGGGUCUUUGGGAGCCGGACUUGGCACCAGAAGAUCUCUUCGAGACCAUCUCGCAAGCCCUACUCAACGCCGUCGACAGAGAUGCUCUUUCCGGUUGGGGUGCACACGUCUACAUCAUCGAGAAGGACAAGGUCACCAAGCGGUUAUUGAAGGGUAGACAGGAUUAGACGAUUGACAGAAAACGAAGUUGGCGUUUCCUUCAUGGAUGGAUGGAUGGCAUGGGCGUUGGAGAUAUCAGAGAGAUAGCGAGUCAAGUUUUAGUCUGCGAGGGCUGGCUUCGACCUUCUCCUAUGUACACUAGAUCGGGUACGAUACGAUAUUUGCAUGCAUGCAUGGCAUUGCGGUGCGGCUCAUGAGAGCAGAGCAAAAUGAUAUGACUUGAU